AUUAAUCCAAUACAAGAUUGAUUAAAAACCAAAAACAUAUAAAUUAAAAGAGGAUAGGCAAGAGAGAGAGAGAUGAUAAUAUUCAUUGAAAGUGAAAAGCCAUGGGAAGAACUGACUCACAAAUCCCUUUCUUGAGUGAGAAAACAUUUGGAUUUUGAAGAUAGGCCCCCUUUUCUUGUCAGCAUCAUUUUCCCCACAUUCUUCUCUCUCUCUCUCUCUCUCUCUCUCUCCAUUUCUGAUCAGAUCAGAUCAGAACAGAUUUUUGUUUCUUCCCCAAACCUCAAUCUCAAUUUCAAUUUGCAAAUUGCAAAUUGGGGCUCAUGAAACGAGGACUUCACCCCAAAGGAAUUAGCCCUUUCCUCUCCAACUUUUUCCAUUUCCUCAAGUUGCUGUCUCUCUCACUUUCCAUCUCCAUCAUUGCAGCACUGCAACACCCCAAACAAACUUCCAAAAAAAACCAUGGAUAAUGAUCAUCAUCAUGCAUUCAUAUCUCAAUCCUUACUAUUAUAUAUAUAAGAGUCGAUUCUUUUCCCCAAACAUUCUGAACCAUGAUUUUCCUAAGAACAAGUAGGCUGAUCAUUUGCAUUCUGGCUAUCUCCUUCUUGCUAAAUUCUGGUUUAUCUCGAGCUAGGCAUUUCGUCGAACACCCUGAAGGCAACCUGAGGAGAUACCGAGAAGAGGAUAUGAAGUCGAUGGGAUCGAAGCCGCCGAGGUGUGGGAAGAGGUGCAGGUACUGUAGGCGUUGCGAGGCGGUGCAGGUCCCCAUUUCGGCCAUGGAUAAAUCGAAAUCGAAAUUGAAAACCCUAAAUUGGAGGGGGGAUGAUCUCUCGAAUUACAAGCCCAUGUGCUGGAAGUGCAAAUGUGGAGACUUCUUCUUCAACCCUUGGUGAGGUGAGAGGUUCUUCGAUUUAUUUCUGGGGCUUUUUCCACAUCUUUCUCCAUUUUGUGUUCUUGAGCGUGAAUUGAAAUUGUUUGGGUAAAAUGUCUGUCUGCAUAAAGAAAUAAUGAAGAUUUCGCCAUUGUAAUAUGAAGCUGAUCGCGUCUUGCUGCUCUGCUCUCUUCUCUCAGCGUAUCGUCUUUAGGCAGAAAUGGAUUUUGAAUUGGGACCGGGACCAAUAUAGUAUAACGGUCCCGGACCCUGUAAUCCAAUACUGGGUGAUAAUAUUAAUAGAGGUGUCUUUGGUUGUUCCAAUUUUCUAUUGUUCACCAUUUUUUAAAACAUUAAUCAAAUAUAAAAUAUAUUUUUGGUUAUAUUAUCAAAUAUUUAAGGAUUAUGAUAAAAAUAUUUGUUUAUAUUACGAUUAAAUUAAAAUUUUAUUGCUUACAAUCUCAAACACAAUUUUUUCUCACCCACAUCCAAACACAUGAAAAUGUAUUUCUUUCUUUUUUUGUCCAAACACAAUUAUUUAUUUAUUUAUUUAUUUAUU
Molecule: messenger RNA, 1427 nt
Organism: Andrographis paniculata
Lineage: Eukaryota; Viridiplantae; Streptophyta; Magnoliopsida; Lamiales; Acanthaceae
Product: EPIDERMAL PATTERNING FACTOR-like protein 2
Exons: 3
Coding region: 549-890 (113 amino acids)
Biological process (GO): guard cell differentiation; stomatal complex development
Source: RefSeq, a predicted model, not a curated record